UAGAAAAGACAAAUGAUGACGUCAUUUGCCUGCGACAAACAUCGAUUCCACCUAGAAAGCGGCGUGAUGGAAGUAUCUCCUUCUACCGUUUCUCUCAUCAGAGAGUUUGGUUGCGAACAGACUUUGCUGUCCCGUCCUGAUGGAUCGGCGUCCUUCGUUCAAGGCGAUACCAGUGUGAUGGCUGGAGUGUACGGACCCGCGGAGGUCAAAGUCAGCAAGGAGAUCUACGAUCGUGCAACCCUGGAGGUGUUGGUUCAUCCCAAAGUGGGACUGCCUGGUGUGAGGGAGCGAUCACAGGAGCAGUGUCUGCGUGAAACCUGCGAGGCGUCGCUGCUUCUGUCUCUUCAUCCUCGCUCCUCGCUCACGCUCAUCCUGCAGGUGCUGCACGACGACGGUUCCCUGCUGUCGUGUUGUCUGAAUGCAGCCUGCAUGGCGCUGAUGGAUGCAGGCUUGUCCAUGGGCCGCCUGUUCUGUGGCAUAACCUGUGCCAUCAGUGCGGACGGCGAAAUCAUCACAGACCCAACUGCAGCCCAGGAGAAGGAAAGUCGAGCUCUGAUGACCUUUGCCAUCGACAGCAAGGAGCGCAGAGUUAUGAUGUCAUCAACCAAAGGCUCGUUUUCAGUUCACGAGCUGCAGCAGUGCAUAGCCGUCAGUCAAAAAGCGUCGGAGAAGAUCUUUCAGUUCUACAGAGACUCUGUGAGACGGCGAUACUCCAAGAACCUUUGAUCAAAGCCCAGCUUCCUUUAAUCCCCCACCACAUUAUUUUUUUUAAUACAGUGUGCAUAUACAUUUUGUGUAAAAAUAAAAAUAUUUAGCAACCACUUUGGGCUAUCUUUCUU
Molecule: messenger RNA, 839 nt
Organism: Fundulus heteroclitus (mummichog)
Lineage: Eukaryota; Metazoa; Chordata; Actinopteri; Cyprinodontiformes; Fundulidae
Gene: exosc5
Product: exosome component 5
Exons: 6
Coding region: 13-726 (237 amino acids)
Biological process (GO): nuclear mRNA surveillance; poly(A)-dependent snoRNA 3'-end processing; U4 snRNA 3'-end processing
Cellular component (GO): nucleolus; nuclear exosome (RNase complex); cytoplasmic exosome (RNase complex)
Source: RefSeq, a predicted model, not a curated record